AAUUAGGUACUAUCCAGGCCUAGAAAGCUCAAAACCGCCAAGCUAACCGCAAUCUGCUCUGAACGUUGAACUUUGUGUCAAAUGCGCAGAUCGGGUAAGCAACGCAAGGCCGAGCUGCAGCUGAAGCGUGCCGUCAAACGUGGUGACGUAGCCCCACCUGAAGCACAACCGCGCAGGAAGAAUUUCAGGAGACCUCCGAAACUCGGCCAUUCACUUGACGCUAGGCUUUUAGCAGAUGACGCAUCUAGGGCCGCAAGGAAGCUUCAAUCACAAUUCGUCAAGAUUGAUCCUGUCUUCCUGGAGACCACGAAGCACUUGGCUGCUACCUUGCCCUUGACGAGGCCUAUAUCUGCUGAUGUAUGCCUCCUCGGUGUUGAUCAUGCACAGUUUGGCACCGAUCCCGUAAACGAUCAGCUUAAUGUCCCGAGGAGACCGAAGUGGAAGUACACCAUGUCAAAAGAUGACGUAGAUGCCAAUGAGCAAGGCUGUUUUCGCAGAUGGAUGACUCAAACAGACGCCAUGGUGGAACGUUGGCACAAUCAAAACAAUCAGCCAGAUGCAUCGGGCACUGAUCUAGCGUCGGCUGGCCCAAGUAUUCCUGAUACUACUGUUCAAGAAAGAAUGCCUUGUCCUCCCACCCAUUUCGAGCGCAAUCUCGAAGUUUGGAGACAACUCUGGCGAGUAACAGAAAUAUCUCAAAUCCUUCUUUGUCUUUUGGACUCUAGAUGUCCACCGCUCCACUUCCCGCCUUCGCUCGAGUCCUAUUUAACCUCUCGAAGAGCGAAAGUCAUUCUCGUUCUCACAAAAGUCGAUAUCGCAGGUCCAGAAAGAGCUGAGGCAUGGACUGCAUAUCUUCGGAAGCGGCACCCAGGACUACCCAUCGUCCAAGUUGAGGCGUAUCAGCAAAAAGUUGGCGAGCAAGGACGUCCAGUCUAUGAAUCGCACCUCCCCCUUCCCUUCAGAGAACGUUUGGUUAGCGCCAUGCGUCAAGUGCAUGAAGAAAUGUUCAUCCCCCCUGAACGGGUGCGCUCGGAUGAGGCCAAGCUUAAGCGCUGGAAUCCUCCAGUCAAGCGCGAGAUUGAUUGGAAUGGCUUGCUGCAUGCCCAUGGCAAGAAAGUAGGGAGUGUCGUCGGAGGCGCAGCUAUGCCAAAGGGAAAAGGCAAAGAGGAUACCGCAGAUGACGCCCAAGAACCAGAACAGGAAGCUAGUGAUAGUGAAGGACAAUUAGAAUGGCAAGAGCCAGAAUUUCUGACUGUCGGUUUGAUCGGUCAACCGAACGUUGGCAAGUCAUCCCUUCUCAAUGCACUGUUCGGAAUACAUAAAGUUCGAGCAUCACGGACCCCCGGAAAGACAAAGCAUUUUCAAACUCUUUUCUGGAGCCCUGAUGUCCGUCUCGUUGAUUGCCCAGGGCUUGUGAUGCCCGCCUUCACACCGAUGGACACUCAGGUUCUCUGCGGAAUAUUACCCAUAUCCCGUGUCUCCGCCAUCCCAUUUUGCAUCCACCAAAUUGGGCAACUUCUCCCUCUCGAGACUAUCCUGGGUCUCACACACCCUUCAACGAACAGCGCACCCGUUGAGGACAAGCGCACCUGGCGCGAUGGUAAACAACCUUCAGCGAAGGACAAGAUGCACUGGACAGCGACGGAGAUCAUGACCGCAUAUGCGAACAAAAAAGGCUGGGUUACUGCAAAGGCAGGCAGGCCAGAUAUCCACCGUGCAGGCAACGCCAUACUGAGACUCGUCGCGGAGGGCAGGAUAGCGUGGGCUUUCUGGCCUCCGGGAACCGACUUAGCGACUGUUAGAUCCAGUGGGGGCAACGGAAUCUGGCUCAUUCGCAAUGCAGACCAGCACGCCCAAGAAUUAGAUGAAGAUGAUGAGGGAGGAUCAGGCUAUGAAACUGACGAGGUCGAAAGUCCUGAUGAAGGCAGUGAAGAUAGCGAUGAAGAUAAACAUGCGACCGACGAAGAAGAAUACCAGGAUGCGGACUUCAAGCCUGUUACUGUUGGUCGCUUCGGUGUGCUAGCGAUAGAUGAUUGAUUGAAGGUUGUUUAUCACACUGCAAUCAACUAUCCUACCAGCACUGCAACAACGUUGCAAUUGAUGAUCAACAGUGGCACCAUCACCCUUCAAACUAUCAGUGAAGUAAUUUGGCUAAAUUUAACGACCGGAAUGCGAUGUGCCAUCACAGCGAGCAUAUGGAGUUCUCGUAUCAUACCGAUAUUAGACAUCAACACGUUGCAGCACAUCAGGCUAUGUCAAGCUUCUAGUCUUAGAUCAAACAGCCUCUGACUUCAAUUUGAAAGUCCGUAACUUAGUGCAUAUUCGUACUCGGUCUGUCCUUGGUCUUCGGAUAUGGUAACAGUGUUGCACAAGCGUGGAUUGAACUCAAGUGUAUCCAUGUUUUCGCUACUAUAAUGCCAAGGCCCACUGUACAGGCCCUUGGCGAGUCGCGAAGGCAUUGCAACUGCGGUAUCCUGUUGUUUAGGCGCCCUGUUUACCCCUUCCACCGGCAAGCUUCUUCGACAGUAAGUCCAAC
Messenger RNA from Suillus fuscotomentosus, 2536 nucleotides. RefSeq names its product P-loop containing nucleoside triphosphate hydrolase protein. Bases 82 to 2037 code for a protein of 651 amino acids. Gene Ontology annotation, molecular function: GTP binding; GTPase activity. The record is from RefSeq and is a predicted model, not a curated record. NCBI's taxonomy places the organism in Eukaryota, Fungi, Basidiomycota, Agaricomycetes, Boletales, Suillaceae. The transcript is spliced from 6 exons.